Messenger RNA from Fusarium musae, 1446 nucleotides. RefSeq lists its product as uncharacterized. The transcript is spliced from 4 exons. NCBI's taxonomy places the organism in Eukaryota, Fungi, Ascomycota, Sordariomycetes, Hypocreales, Nectriaceae. The record is from RefSeq and is a predicted model, not a curated record. Bases 1 to 1446 code for a protein of 481 amino acids.
AUGAAGUUCCAGUUCAUCGACCAUGAUUCAACCCAGAAGCCUGGUGCCCGCAAGGCGAUACGAAGUCAUGUCAUGAAGGGCAAGAAUCUUGGCCGUAUCAUACAAGGUCGUGGGAAAAGACAUGCUGCACCGCAAUUAAAAGACUUACACAAGAGCCCAGACCUAUCCAAGAGGGGUGUUAGUGUAGAGGAGAGAAGGAAGAGUCUCGUUGGUGCUGUCGAUAAUGUUGGCAAUGCCUUGUUGUUCCCAGAAAUCGCAGAUACAGACACAGACACUACAUACUCUAUCAACAAUCCAUACUCGGGAAAAGAGUAUACUUACUUCUCAUUCCCGGUCCAGUUCACCCCGUCGAUGCGAUACUAUGUCUACGAAUUCCACACUGCGAUCUGCAACAUCAUAUACCCGUACAUGGUAGCAGACCAAGCCUGCUUGCACUGUCUUCUCGCCAUGGCAGCGACGUAUCUCAACAUCCUACGGAACAUCCCACCUCCCAGUGUAGAAAGUAUCGAAGCAACCCGUCACUUCUCUCAAGCCCUUCGUCUUAUGAACCCGCGUCUCAGCCAACCAUCCGCCGCUCAAGAAGACUCCAACAUUGCUAUAAUCAUAUCCCUGGCAAUCCACUCUAACAUAACUCAAAACCUCACUGCAAGCACUAUGCACCUCCAAGGUCUUGAUAACCUCCUCACCUUCCGGCCCGGCGGCAUCUCCGACAUACGUGAGUGCAACCGCCCACUCCUUCACAAGAUCUGCCGAACAGACAUCGAACUUGCCGUCGCUCAGGGCACAAGCACACGCUUCGGUAACGCGGGACUCACAGCAGCAGCGGCAGGGCCGAUAUCAGCACGGGAUCUGCGAUACCCAUUAAAUCAGAUGAGUGAAUUGUUACGGCAGGUCACACGUGAACUGUUGGCGCUGUGCCGAAGACCCGGAAAGACAAAGAUGUCGGGUCUGCAGUAUCAGGAUGUGCUUAUCUCGAUGUGGCAGAGACUGGUCGACUUUGCGCCACUGGGUGGUACGAGGCCGCAAGAUCUGAUGGAUGAUGUGUGGCAGCUGGCCUUGCUGGCGUUCUUGGUUACCGUCACAUGGUCUGCGAGUCAUCUCAAGAGUGUACACUGUAAGCUCUUGCACAAGCUUCUUAGGGGCCAUGUUGAGAGUCGUGUACUACUGGAGAGGGGAGAAGAGUAUCGGCCUUUGUGGUUCUGGGUAGUGUUGGUGUAUGGGCUUUCGUUGACGAAUGUGAAUUGCGAUACGCUUGUCCUGCGUGAAAUUCGCAAGGCCUCAGAGCUAUUAGGGAUAGGGAAAUGGGAGGAAGCGAAGGCAAGAAUGAAGCCGUUGCCGUGGAUCAACAUUGUCCAUGAGGUUCCUGGAAGGGCUUUAUGGGAAGUGGCUGUAGUUUAUGUUCGGCCUCAGUCUUUCACGUUUAUCCCAAGUGAUGAGGAGACUUGA